Molecule: messenger RNA, 2896 nt
Organism: Anopheles coluzzii
Lineage: Eukaryota; Metazoa; Arthropoda; Insecta; Diptera; Culicidae
Product: hrp65 protein-like
Exons: 5
Coding region: 187-2103 (638 amino acids)
Biological process (GO): regulation of DNA-templated transcription
Cellular component (GO): nucleus
Molecular function (GO): RNA binding
Source: RefSeq, a predicted model, not a curated record
UUGAUGCUCACUUUUUCUUUGGUGCUCGUGGGAAACGGAAGCAAGUUGUUCGCUCAUCGUGCGGUCGCUGAUCGAUUGGUGUGAGCAAGUGAGUGGCUGACAGUGAAGUGUAAUUUGAGAAUUACAUAAUUUUGGAUUGUGUAUCGGUGUUUAAAAGCUUCCCGAACGCAAAAGAAACAAGCGAAAAUGGAUGUUGCUGUGAAGCAAGAAAUUAAUGGGUCCCCGUUGCCGCAGCGUCCACAGCAGCAACCGCAUGGUGGUGGUGGUGGGGGUCCCGGCCCUAUGCAAGGCAAUAAUCAAGCUGGGCCCGAUCAGCACGGCCCAGGCGGCCCGGGCGGACCGGGUGGACCCGGUGGACCAGGCGGCCCGGGUGGACCGGGUGGACCGGGAAACAAGAACAUGAACAGAAAUAAUCGCAACAAUAGCAAGAAUCGCCAGAGCAUGCCGAAUCGCAAUCGCGGUCCGGGUGGUAAUGCUGGUGGCGGCGGUGGCAAUCCCAACAAUAACGGUGGUCCCGGAAACAAUCGUCCCGGCAACAAUGGAGGAAACCCUCAACAAAUGGGAGGAGAGGAUUUCGGUCCCAAUCAGCACCAGAACCGGGGUGGCAUGCAUCGGGGCAACAACCGCGGAGGAAAUGAUAUGGAUAACAGUUUCGGCGACCGUCGGCGUGGCGGUGAAGCUUACUUUAUCAACGAGAAGCUUCGCCAGCUGGCCGGACCGCUGUUCGAAAUUCCACCGAUCGAGGCACAGGAUGUGAAAUUUUCUGGCCGCAAUCGGCUCUACGUCGGCAACCUGACCAACGAUGUGACGGAGGAAGAGCUGGUUGAUAUGUUCAAAGUGUACGGCGAGAUCAGCGAAGUGUUCAUGAACAAGGAGAAAAAUUACGCCUUUGUGCGCGUAGAUUAUCUCUCGAAUGCUGAGGCGGCAAAGCGCGGCCUCGACGGUACCACGCGCAAGAACCGUGUGCUACGCGUGCGAUUUGCCCCGAAUGCAACAGCGAUCCGCGUCAAGAAUCUGACACCGUACGUCACGAACGAGCUGCUGUACAAAGCGUUUGAAGUGUUCGGUCCGCUCGAGCGAGCCGUCGUGCAGGUGGACGAGCGUGGUAAACCGACCGGCGAGGGCAUUGUGGAGUUUAAGAACAAGCCCGGCGCAAUGGCCGCUAUACGAUACUGUACGGAGAAAUGCUAUUUCCUGACCGCGUCACUGCGGCCAGUCAUCGUGGAGCCGUACACGUACCAGGAUGACAACGAUGGGCUGCCGGAAAAGUCGCUCAACAAGAAGCAAAACGAUUUCUUGAAGGCACGCCAGCAAGGGCCGCGCUUUGCCGAGCACGGUUCGUUCGAGUUCGAGUAUGGCCAACGCUGGAAGCACAUGCACGAACUGUUCAAGCAGAAGGCCGAAUCGUUGAAGCGCGAGAUGAUCAUGGAGGAGGAAAAGCUCGAAGCACAGAUGGAAUACGCUCGAUACGAGCAGGAAACAGAGUUGCUGCGAGAGCAACUGCGCCAACGCGAAAUGGACCGCGAUCGUCAGAAGGCUGAGUGGGAAAUGAAGGAGCGCCAGGUGCAGGAGGCCCGUCAACGCAAUGACAUUCAGAUUAAAACGGAACUCGAGGAAAUGACUACCCGUAUCAAACGAUCGGAUGAAGAAUUGCAUCGCCGACAAAAAGAAAACAACAUGUUCAUGCAGAAUCGCCAGAUGAACAUCAUCGAUCCGCAGCAGCAAAUGAACGAUAUGGGUGGUAUGGGUAGUGGUGGUGAUGGGGGUGGCGGCAGUGGCAUCGAUAACCGCCGUAACUUUGAUAUGAUGAAUCAAGUUGUCGGUGGUGGUGGUGGCGGCGGCGGCGGUGGUGGCGGCAAUGGUAACUUCGGCAACAUGGAACCGACCGUCCGAGAUUACGAUCACGGUCAAAACCGACCAACUCGGUUUGAUGAUGGACCGCAACCGCAGCAGCAACAGCAGCAACAGCAGCAAAUGCAUCAACAGCAACAACAACAGCAGCGUGGAAACAAUUUCGGAGGCAAUCGUAACAAUUGGAUGAACAAUACACCAGAUCGUCGUAACAACAAUGAUGAUUUUCAAAAUAAGCGCCGACGCUUUUAAAGAGACAUUUCAGUGAAGACAUUGGUUCAUAGCGUGGUGUAAAAAUCAUCGCUGAUAUUCUCUGUUAUGUCUCUUGAGAUCAGAUCAAUACGAUCUUACUCCAUCAAAACGUGCAAACUCUUAACUACCAGUGCGAGGGACUUCAGAAACUUGUUUACGACUCCUAUCGUAUUCAACAAUUCCUUUCCUUCGUGUGAAAUGAUUUGACUUUCAAUAUGGAAACAGAGAGCGAAUUUUGACACUUUUAUGUUCAACUAUUCCCAUUGACUUGACUUUAUCCAUCAUUGUGAGUUUUUUAAAACUCUCACUAUCGUCAGGAUGUUGACGUGUGGAUAGCGUUUGUGAUUACAGGUUUACCAUUUUUCCUUCAGAUAUUUUUCACCAAAUGUAUGUGUCAAUAUCAGUUUGAUUUUAGUAAAAAACUACAAGUCCUCUUUGAAACCAUCAUUUAUUUCUAUAACCAUAAACACUUGAUCUUGAUCUCUUUGGGAUGGAAAAAAUGGGUUGUCUUCUUUUCCCGAUGAAUAAUGAAUGCCGCCACUUUUCCAGGCGGAUAGGCAUGUACUCUACUACCAACGGAAAAGAACCACAAAUAAUUUAGUAUCCUGGACAAACAAUUGUUCGAUAUAAACAAAACAAAUUAGCCAAGUAAGAUAAUAUCCCCAUCGAGGGUAGUAUAAACUUUUAUCAAUCGCUAAGGAAUAAUGUAUGUAUGUAUGACCAUUUUUAAAUUGAUCUUAUAGGAUACACUAACUCAGUGUAACAAAUAAAAGAAAAUAAAUUAACUACUGUA